AUGCCAAAUGUGCCCUUCACACUCCGCUGGUUGACUCCCUUCCUUUCCCCACCCUACUGUGCUGGGAGUGUUGAUCCAAGUUUGCAGUUUAAGUCCGCAAUCCUCUUCCAGGUUCUAUCGGAUUCUUCCUCUUGCCUCGUAGGACCCGUCUCUUAUCCUUCUGAUUCAGUGAUUUCACUCGAUCACUGCCAUCCGAUCCGUGCUACUCGAGGCGUUGUGCCCUACACUGCCUCAAGCCUUUCAUAG
This is a messenger RNA of Protopolystoma xenopodis, 246 nucleotides long. NCBI's taxonomy places the organism in Eukaryota, Metazoa, Platyhelminthes, Monogenea, Polystomatidea, Polystomatidae. The record is from the annotation of a GenBank genome assembly.